Sesamum indicum (sesame) is the source of this 1832-nucleotide messenger RNA. Its product is annotated as elongation factor 1-alpha. Gene Ontology annotation, biological process: translational elongation. Gene Ontology annotation, molecular function: translation elongation factor activity; GTP binding; GTPase activity. NCBI's taxonomy places the organism in Eukaryota, Viridiplantae, Streptophyta, Magnoliopsida, Lamiales, Pedaliaceae. The record is from RefSeq and is a predicted model, not a curated record.
GUCGGACAAAUAUCUUCCGGACACCCUAGUUUUCGUUGUAUAAAUACGGCGCAUUCCGCAGGGCUCACACAGUCUCUUUCUCUCAAUUGCAGUCCGUCUUCUUGGUUCUUCCCAAGAGGUUUAAGUAUUUCGUAAGAACUAAAUAUGGGUAAGGAGAAGGUUCACAUCAACAUUGUGGUUAUUGGUCAUGUCGACUCAGGGAAGUCAACUACCACUGGUCAUCUCAUCUACAAGUUGGGAGGCAUUGACAAGCGUGUCAUCGAGAGGUUUGAAAAGGAGGCUGCUGAGAUGAACAAGAGGUCUUUCAAAUAUGCCUGGGUUCUCGACAAGCUCAAGGCUGAGCGUGAGCGUGGUAUCACAAUUGAUAUUGCUCUCUGGAAGUUUGAGACCACCAAGUACUACUGCACUGUCAUUGAUGCUCCCGGACAUCGUGACUUUAUUAAGAACAUGAUUACUGGUACUUCCCAAGCUGACUGUGCUGUGCUUAUUAUUGACUCGACCACGGGUGGUUUUGAAGCUGGUAUCUCUAAGGAUGGGCAGACCCGUGAGCAUGCGCUUUUGGCCUUCACUCUGGGAGUUAGGCAAAUGAUUUGCUGCUGCAACAAGAUGGAUGCUACCACUCCCAAAUACUCCAAGGCAAGGUAUGAUGAAAUUGUUAAGGAAGUCUCUUCCUAUAUGAAGAAGGUUGGUUACAACCCUGACAAGAUCCCUUUUGUGCCUAUCUCUGGAUUUGAGGGUGACAAUAUGAUUGAGAGGUCAACCAACCUUGACUGGUACAAAGGUCCAACUCUCCUUGAGGCUCUUGACAUGAUCCAGGAGCCCAAGAGGCCGUCAGACAAGCCUCUUCGUCUCCCACUUCAGGAUGUGUACAAGAUUGGUGGUAUUGGUACUGUCCCUGUGGGGAGAGUUGAAACUGGUAUCCUCAAACCUGGUAUGCUUGUCACCUUUGCUCCAACUGGCCUCACAACUGAGGUUAAGUCUGUUGAAAUGCACCAUGAGGCCCUCCAAGAAGCUCUCCCUGGUGAUAAUGUUGGCUUCAAUGUCAAGAACGUUGCUGUUAAAGAUUUGAAGCGUGGUUUUGUUGCAUCUAACUCGAAGGAUGAUCCCGCAAAGGAAGCUGCAAGUUUCACAUCUCAGGUCAUCAUCAUGAACCACCCUGGUCAGAUUGGCAAUGGUUAUGCCCCUGUUCUCGACUGCCACACUUCCCAUAUUGCUGUCAAGUUUGCUGAGCUCUUGACCAAGAUUGACAGACGAUCUGGUAAGGAGCUUGAGAAGGAACCUAAAUUCUUAAAGAACGGUGAUGCUGGGAUGGUGAAGAUGAUUCCAACCAAGCCUAUGGUUGUUGAAACUUUCUCCGAGUACCCACCACUAGGACGAUUUGCUGUCAGGGACAUGCGUCAAACUGUUGCUGUUGGUGUUAUCAAGAACGUCGACAAGAAGGAGCCUUCAGGGGCUAAGGUGACCAAAGCAGCAGCCAAGAAAGGUGCCAAGUGAAUUGUGCGAUGUUGGAUCUUGUACCGCUGUCAUGAUCUCAAACUCCUCUGUUACUACCAAAAGUACUUGUGUUGUCUUUGUCAUAUAGUUUUGAGUUAUAUAGUUGGUCUUGUUGGGUUUUAUUUCUGUCAAACGAUGUGUUAUCUGUGUCGAAGUGUUUGGUCUUCACCUUGCUGUCAUGGCUCUCAGAAUUGGGUGCUGGAUCGUCGGUGGCAUGUAAUUUGCUGACUUUCUACUCUCUGUUUUACCUUUAUGGUAUAUGAAUUGAGUUUUUGUGUCGGGAUUUGCAGCGUGAUUUUGUUUGGUUGUUGCGUAAAAGGUUCCAGCUUUUGGUUGCU